Messenger RNA from Parathielavia appendiculata, 5786 nucleotides. RefSeq lists its product as uncharacterized. The transcript is spliced from 4 exons. NCBI's taxonomy places the organism in Eukaryota, Fungi, Ascomycota, Sordariomycetes, Sordariales, Chaetomiaceae. Bases 234 to 5480 code for a protein of 1748 amino acids. The record is from RefSeq and is a predicted model, not a curated record.
CUAACCCUCAGGGUUCUACGCCAGGCUCGACCUUUCCGAAACACUUCCGCCUUCGUUCCUCUUUAUGAUUCCUCUCAUUUCAGACCCUUUCGAGUUUCUCUACUAAACGACCUCUAUUCGCAACCGCCGAUCGAUCCCAUCUCCCAGAUUUGACCAUCGAACCCUUUCCCCGACCCGUCUUCCAGAACAUCCCACGCAUACCGAGCUCACCAUCGUGUCCGCCACUAGUCAUUAUGGAUUACGCGCGUCUUCGCGCUGCCGCCAUGAGCGGUGAGGACGAGGAAGCGGUAACAGUCGACACCCGCGCGCUUAUCGACAAGGUGCUUGCACGAUACUCAGGAGAGUGGACGACGCUUCGAGAGCUCAUCCAGAACGCCGCCGACGCGCAGGCGACAACAGUUAAAGUCAAGUUCGAAACCACACCAUCGACACAAACUCCCCUUCCGACGACCGUCAAUCAGUCAGAGCUCAUUAAACAUGUCAUAUCCCAUCAUACCUUGCGGUCACUCCACGUGAGCAACAACGGACAGCCGUUCACUUCAACCGACUGGGGAAGGUUGAAGAAGAUCGCCGAGGGGAAUCCAGACGAGACGAAGAUCGGUGCGUUUGGUGUGGGCUUCUACAGCGUCUUCGCCGACUGCGAGGAGCCCUUCGUCAGUUCCGGAAACGAGGCCAUGGCUUUCUAUUGGAAAGGGAACGCCCUGUUUACAAGGAAGGCCACUCUCCCACCAGGGCAAGGGAGCCCCGACACAACGUUCGUGCUCGACUAUAGGAGCACUUCUACACCGCUACCAAACCUGCUCUCCGUGAGCCAGUUCCUGGCUACCAGCUUGACCUUUGUCGCCCUGCAGAGCAUCGAGUUCUGGAUCGAUGACUGGAAGAUUUUGAGUCUACAAAAGAAGUCCUCGCCCAGCCUGAGCCUAGAUAUUCCGCGAGACUUGGAAACUAGGACCAAGGAUGGUCUUAUGAAGCUUGCUGCGGCAGACCGUACCAGCACGCAAAUAGACGCCACCUUCAUGAACGUCAUCGGCUGGAAACCCCAGUCGACAACAUCGGCCACCAAGUCUAGCGAGUCCUACUAUUCUUCGGAGCUGCCUUCCUUGAAGAACUUCUUCUCGCGGCUCACAUCGGGCUCGUCGCAAUCUGGACCUCGAGCCAAAGCGGCGAAGGAAGAGAAGGCCAUCCAAGAAGCAAUCGCGGAGGAUCUUACGGCGACGUCAACUUCGGUCCAUUUUCUUCGGGUGACUUCAGCCCAGAUAGCCACCCGCGUCUCAUCUUCCUUCGCUGCCGAAUUGGAGCGGGCAACCAAGAAGCCCCCUCCAAAAACCACCAAAAUCUCCAUCCUCACAUCGUCGUAUGACGAGACAGUCGCUUCAGAGGAGGCCUCGUUGAGCCAGGUGCUGAAAGUUGCGGACGUAUUCGCCUCAGUCCUACCUAGCAAAAAGCCGGGAGGCCGCAUCUUUAUUGGUUUCCCGACCACGCAGACCACUGGUGCCGGAAUGCACGUCUCUGCCCCCUCGGUUAUCCCGACGGUUGAGCGUGAAGCCAUUGAUCUCAACGCUCGCUGGGUGCGCUCCUGGAACAUGGAGUUGCUGCGCGCAGCGGGCAUCAUGUCCCGGCUUGCAUUUGCACACGAAAUGGCAGGUCUGAACGACAAGCUCAGGAGGUUGUCCGAGGCCUGCGGGAAGAAAGGACAGGCCGUCUCGCCGGUUGAGGUGCAGAAAUGCAUUCCCGAGGCCUUGCACAUCUUGAAGACCUAUACCUUUUUGGAUUCGACUCCGAAUGGGAAUGUGGCGCAAAUUAUCGAGGAGGCGUUCUGGACGGCCUACAAACGCGCAUCCAUUGAGGUUUUCUCCUCUAAGGGCGUUCUCCAGUCAACGAAAGUCCGCACCUCGUCCGAUGAGAUAGCCAAGUUCGUUGGAGGUAUUCCCGUGGUUUUGAGGGAGAUGAGCGAGGAUCCCUUCAUCAAGCGGUUGAUUGAUUUUGGCUUGAUCAAAGACAUCACGGUGGAUGACAUCUGCCAAGAACUCGGGGCGAAGGCAUUAGACAAGGACCAGCUGAACCAUUUUCUUCAGUGGAUCACGAAAGGGGCUUUCGACGGAGAGCUUGACCGCCCAGGCGUCCAGCGACUUUUGGAUGUUGCCGUAGCUACCAUCUCUGACACUGAUGGCGGUGGUUCGGGCGAUAUCAUCGCGCUAGGGGCGGUCAAAAACUAUCUCAAUAACAAGAUUCCAGCAACGCUCCCGAUACCGCCCACUACUCUGUCCAUUGCAUUUACCGCGAACAUUCCGGAGGCCCGGCUGCAAGCUCUUGGCUGGGAGCCUUUGACUAUCGUUCCGUGGCUCAGAUUCCUGAUUGAAUCAGGCCCCAGCAAGGCUGACGAGCAGAAUCUUACAAAGUCGGACAAGUUUGCCCACCAGGUCUUGACUGUUCUCUCCAAAAAUUGGGACAAUCUGAGCCCAAGCUCCAAAAGCUCGGUUGUGUCGGCAUUACAGAACAUCACAGUUAUGCCCACCAAGGCGGGCAUGAGGAAGCCUGGCGAAUCCUUUUUUCCGUCUGUCAAAUUGUUUGACGACCUACCGAUCGUUGAGGGUAAUUUGAAGGAGAGAUUCCUGUCCGCUCUCGGUGUUAGGAAGACUGUCGACCUCGAGACCAUCUUCACCCGGUUAUUGAGUCCGUCUCCCGCGGCCGGCGAUGGUGCGCAUGCCAAAUGGAGCCAUAUGGAGUUGAUUAAGUACCUCACCUCGGUCAAAGACGACAUACCCGCUGCCGACAUGAAGAAGCUUCGGGAAUCGCCCCUUUGUCCCGCAGAGGCCGGUCCGCGCGGGAUGGAGCCUACGAAGGGCACCACACGAUUGUACAGGAUUUCUGAGCUCUACGAGCCCAAAGACUCUCUGCGGGCAUUGGGACUCCUAAUCCUCCAAUGGCCAGGUCCGCCGGGUAGUUUCAGAACUACCAGCGCAGAGGCUCGCUUCCUCUAUGGUCUCGGACUGCGACCAUACCCAUCUGUUCCAGAGCUGGUGAAUAUGAUGGCUUCUCCAGAUGACAACCUUCGGACACAGGCCAUGUCAUACUUCGUUGCCAACCACCAUCUCAACGGGUACGCGUCCUACGACUUGUCGACCACUGACCAAUGCAUUCUGCCCAUUGAAGGCAAAGAAAAGCAGCUAGUUCGCCCAUCGGCCUGCUACACGAAUGAGAGAGCAGCCGUUCUUGGAUACAACAUACUCAGGAGAGAUUUACACCAGCAUGCUCUCAAGUUUGGUGUUGCUCGCGAUCCUCCCAUAACGGGAUGUGUGGAGAGGCUCAUUGCGAAGCCACCCCAAGAUCGCGGCAUGGCGAUUACCCUAUUUCAGUACCUGAGUACUCGUAUUGGAGACUUGGGACACAACAGUCUGGUCAAGCUGAGAGAUGCCGCGAUUGUCCCAGUGCUGAGGGAGAAGGGUGGCGACCAUGUGGCCCACAUCCGGCCGUCUCAAUGUUACCUGGGAAGUUCCUCGACGUACAAGGACAUAUUUGACUUUGUCGACUUUGGCGCCGAUGCGAACACGUUCCUCUUCAAGUGCGGUGCCAAGAGCGAGCCCACCAAGCACGAGAUCGCCCAGAUGGCCUGCAGUGAGCCGGCUCGGUUGUUGAGUACCCUCCAGAGUCCGGAGAAGUACCUGAACCUGCUCAAGUCCGUUUUUGAGGACUGGGGCUUGCUGAAAAGGGACAAGGAGCUGCUCAAGAAAAUGACAACAUCCAGCUGGCUGCUGGGCUUCCGCGAACUGUCGUCGUCCAGCAUGGGCAAGGAUUCGGACUCCCUCGAUGACGAGAACCCUAUUAAACAUUAUCAACUCGCUGCCGCUGAGGAAAUUGUGAUCCUUGACGAUUACAUAAGCUACCGUUUGUUCAAGGAAGCCCUGCUAUGUGCUCCCGAGGACGACACUCUCGAGGCCUUCUACUCUUUGCUUGGGUCCAGGGGUUUGGGCAGCAAGGUCAAAGAGGAUUUGCAGGUGGGCCCCCGCACAAGGAAUCAAGACGGCGCCGAGUGGCUGCGGAAGCAUGUCCUCGAGCGCUCGAAGCUGUUCCUGCACGAAUACUCCAAGGACAAGCGGGACGCCAUUAAGCACGACACAAGAUGGCUCGAGAAGAACUUGCAAGUGUUGUCGGUCUCGUCGCUAAGCCUGCGGCGGUCGCUCAGGGGCCACGCCAAGUCUCACCAGGAGAAGCGAUCUGCGGCUAGUUCCAGUACCGCGAACGGGUGGACACUGUAUGUCGCCGCCGCCGAGGGCAAACCCGAUAUGUACCAAGUCGGCCAAGCCAUUUGCCAGCUCUUACUGAACCGCCCCAACCAACACGCCUACUUCUUCUUUGAGCCCUUCCUGAAGCUCGGCCUGCUUGACCUACGAGCCCGUGGGUACAACGUAGAUCGGAUUCUCAGAGCUAAGGCGGCUGAAGCCCGUCUGGCCGAGGAGGAGCGGCGCAAGGCUCUCGAAGCAGAGCAAAGGGCGAUCCAAGAACGCGAGAAGGAAUGGACGACGCAGAUUCAGAGGCAGGACCCCGUGACCCCAGAGCGAGUCCGCGACCGCAUGCCAGGAAGCUUUGACGAAUCCCCCGACCAUGCAAUUCCGGCCUUGCCUCCGAGACGGGGCGGCGGGCUCUUGUCAACCCUUUCCAGGCGCUUGGGUUUCGACACAGGCGAUGACCACUCUCAGUCCGCCUCUGACUCUCAUUCCGAACUCAACAAGUUCCUCCUCCCUCCCCAAUCCCAAAUCAAACCCCCUCAGCCAGGCGGUAAAGACGACGACGGCCGCGUCACGUCGCCAGCCACGAUCCACCAAAACCUCCUCAACGCCAUCAAAUCAACCCGGCCGCACGACUCGUCCACCCUAUUUGCCCCGCCGCAGCAGACCGAGGUCAAGGAACAGAGAACCUACUGCGACAGCGCGCCGGCGCAAAACAUCGUCUUUGCGGCCGAAGCGCCCCGCGGCAUGCGCGUGUUCCUGGCCAAGGACGUGCUGGUUGCCAACCACGCGGCGUUCAUCUCGUCCCGCGUGGACAGCAUCGCGCGGUUUGAGGAGCUGCUAAGGGAUGUCGGGCAAGUGUAUGGCCUCGGCGAGCGGGCGCUGCACAUCUUCUAUGACGAGAAGGGCGGCACGAUUGCGUUCAAUAGCAAUGGGAGUUUGUUUUGCAAUCUGCGGUUCUGGGAACAGCUGCAUUAUGGGCGGAUUCAGCAAGGGACGGGUGGCGGACAGGCGAGGGUUGAGGCCACGACGUGGUGGUGGGUUGUUGUGGCUCAUGAGCUCGCGCAUAACCUUGUUGGACCACAUGGAGCGCAGCAUAGCUAUUAUACGGAGUCAUUUGUCCAGCAGUACUUCCCCAAAAUGAUGGCCAAGGCGGCGGGAUGGAUGACGGCGACGGCACCCGCUGCUACUGCUGGUGCUGGGUCCGACGGGAGCGUUCGGCCCGAUGAGCUGCCGCCGCCGUAUAGCUUGUGACUAGCCGGGCAGAUUUGGGGCUAAGUUCGGGAGCUGUUGGGAAUGGAAGAACACUUGGGUGGGGGAGCAUUGUGUGUCAGGUGCUAUGUACGGGUUUAUUGGUCUUUCACAUUGUGCCACGUUAUCGAGCUUGGGUUUCGCCGAAUUGCUUUGCAUACUUGGGGAUAGAGAGUAUAUACGGGAGACUGGGGACACAAAGCAUUGUUAGAUAGGGGCGCAAUUGGGCGGAUUUCUACACACGAACACAAGGAUAGGGUACGUGUACGUUAUGGGUCGAUAGAUAUGCCAAUGCAAUGCUUCUCUUCC